Messenger RNA from Hemicordylus capensis (graceful crag lizard), 1759 nucleotides. RefSeq names its product keratin, type II cytoskeletal cochleal-like. Lineage: Eukaryota; Metazoa; Chordata; Lepidosauria; Squamata; Cordylidae. Gene Ontology annotation, biological process: intermediate filament organization; keratinization. Bases 106 to 1629 code for a protein of 507 amino acids. Gene Ontology annotation, molecular function: structural constituent of skin epidermis. The record is from RefSeq and is a predicted model, not a curated record. Gene Ontology annotation, cellular component: keratin filament. The transcript is spliced from 10 exons.
CAGUCCGCAGGCUCAGAGGGACUCUUUCUCUUUCACUCCACCAAGCUGUGUUUGCUAAUUUCUUCCCCCACCUGUAUUUUCUAAGUAUACUCUGCUUGCAUAGCCAUGUCACAAUACGGUUACAGCUCUCGCUCAGCAACUGGCCCGGGUGGAUUCACCCAGGUCCGAGUCAGUUCUGUCAGCUCGUCUCGUGCAACUGGAGGGGGCACCAGCUUCAGAAAACCUGGUGGCUUUGGCAGCUCCAGUCUCUAUAACCUUGGCUCUAGCAGCAAGAGGAUCUCCCUGGGCGGUGGUGCAGGAGGCAGCAACUACAGCGUCAGGUCUUCGUAUGGAUAUGGCGGUGGCCUUGGUGCUGGGUUUGGAGGAGGGUUUGGUGGUGGGCUUCCCUCACCAGGCAUUCAGGAGGUCACCAUCAACCAGAGCCUCUUGGCCCCCCUCAAUCUGGAAAUUGACCCCACCAUCCAGAAGGUCCGCAAGGAGGAGAAGGAGCAGAUCAAAACCCUCAACAAUAAAUUUGCAUCCUUCAUCGACAAGGUCCGAUUUCUGGAGCAGCAAAACAAGAUGCUGGAGACCAAAUGGAGUCUCAUGCAGGACCAGAAGACCACACGGAGCAACAUUGGCCCUCUCUUCGAGGCAUACAUCAGCAACCUGCGGAGGCAGCUAGACAGCCUGCUGAAUGACAAGGGACGCCUGGAGGGAGAGCUGAAGAGCAUGCAGGAUCUUGUUGAGGAUUUCAAGAACAAAUAUGAAGAUGAAAUCAACAAGCGCACAACAGCAGAAAAUGACUUUGUUGUGCUCAAGAAGGAUGUUGAUGCUUCCUACAUGAAUAAGGUGGAGCUGGAGGCCAAGGUGGAUGGACUGACCGAUGAAAUAAAUUUCCUGAGGGCACUCUAUGAAGCAGAAAUGCGUGAGCUGCAGACACAGAUUUCCGAUACAUCUGUUGUCCUUCAAAUGGACAACAACCGAAACCUGGAUUUGGACAGCAUCAUUGCUGAGGUCAAAGCUCAGUAUGAGGAGAUUGCCAAUAAGAGCAAAGUUGAGGCGGAAACCUGGUACCAAAGUAAGUUUGAGUCCCUGCAAGCCACCGCUGGGAAACACGGAGAUGACCUGCGGAGCACCAAGACCGAGAUUGCUGAGAUUAACCGCACAAUCCAGAGGCUGCAGGCUGAGAUUGAAAAUGUGAAAGCUCAGCGUGCCAAGCUGGAAGCAGCCAUUACUGAGGCAGAGGAACGUGGGGAGCUGGCUAUUAAAGAUGCCAAGGCAAAACUGGAGGAGCUGGAGGCUGCCCUCACCAAAGCCAAGCAAGAGAUGGCCCGCCAGCUGCGGGAGUACCAGGAGCUGAUGAAUGUCAAGAUGGGCCUGGAUAUUGAGAUCGCUACCUACAGGAAGCUGCUGGAAGGAGAAGAGAACAGGCUGGCUGGUGACGGAGUUGGUGCUGUGAACAUUGCUGUAGUCAACACCAGUGGUGCUGGUGCAUACAGCAGUGGGGGAGGCUAUGGAGGAGGAAUCAGCUUGAGAGGAGGAAUGGGCAGCAGAGGCCUUGGCUUUUCCUCUGGUGGUGGAUCUGGCAGCCUGCAAUCGUCCUACAGUAUGACAACAAGCACAUCCAGGAGAAGUGUCAGGAACUAAGCUCUGAAAACUAAGAUAUGCACCUGCGGAACAGGGGGAAAAAAAUCUGCAGCAUCAGCAGCAAUAGAAACCUUUCAAAAAUAACAACUUUGGCUGAAAAAAACAAAUAAAGUUUUCGUUUUGAUUUUUA